AUGCGUUUUUGUACAGUAUGCUUUCUUAUUCUGUGGGUAUCCAUUAUUCUCGCAGCUGGAGAAGAAGGAAUCAUAGAAGAAGGUUAUAUGUUGAGUUUUUUUAAUGAAACGCCUACUUCAACUGCAAAUGAACAAUUUUUGUCUAAUCUUUCAAUACCACUACAUGUACGACUCUCUUCAAGUGAAGAUGCUAAGAAACUUCUUUGGUCUCUUUUAUUUAUGGAUAAAAAUAAUGGUAAAUGUCCAUAUCUUAGUUUCUGGGAGUUAUUACGUGAAGUAUUUCAACCCAAAUUUUUGGAAGAGAGUUAUGGUGUACGUCGAUUAAAGGCUAUUCAGGCGUUACUCUUUAGUGAAAAGGAGAUGAGUAUUACGAGUGAGAAGGAAACAUUAGGAUUUAUUGGAAUGAAACUCUCACAAAGUAAUGAAACCAUUUGGAUUUAUUUUAGAGAUUUAGAUAUAAAGUAUGAUUUACAUCAACGACCCUAUGUUGAGGUUAAUAUUACCCGACAAGUAUUGCGAAAUAUAAAACGGGAAGGAAAAGAAAAAAUAAAGGAAUAUAUGAAAACUGUAGAAAAAACUCAUAAUAUUAUACGUCGUAUUCAUUAUAAUGAAAUUAAAAAGGAAAGACGUCAACAUGUUAAUAAUAUCCGUGAACGCAAAAGUCGUGUUAUUAUGAUGAAUCAACUACAAGAGUUUAGUAAGAAACAAAAACACCAUAGAGAGUAUAAAAAUUAUGAGAUACCUAUUAUAAAUAUCAAUCAAGGAAAAGAAAAUGUUUCUUCUUUACAUUUCUCAAGACGUUGUGAUAAUAUUCGGCACGCCAUAGAAACUCUGCAAGCCCAGAGUGUUUUACCUACUGAAAAACGAAUGCAAUAUCUUCGAACAUUAGAGAAAAAAAAUUGUAACACUAUAAUGGAUAAUUUUUUUUAUCAUGAUAAAAAAGAUGAGCAUGAAAAAUGUGAUUCUCGAUGUCCUUUAUACUGUAAUAUUGUGGGAAAACUUCAGGAAUGGAUAAUGCAAAGUGGAUCUACUGUUUCUAUUACACAAUUGCAAACACUAUAUCAUGUUAUUCUUUUAAAUAGUACAGGAUAUAAUGAAAACGAAAAUGAAAAUUAUUUCUCCCUUUUACGUCAACUUGUAUUGGAUGAUGUGGAUCGUGGAAUAUUCUCAACCUGUUCAGGACUUUGUACAAUCUCUACUACUUUUCAAUCAGAGAAAAAAUUUUUUGCUGGUAUAAUGGAACUUCUUGAUGAUACAUCCUCUAAUAAAGAAAAAUCUAUGAUGAAUAUUUGGUGGCACCGAACUCCAAAGGCAUAUCUACGUAUUUGGGAAGCAGCUCGUACAGGAUCUAAGAGUGCAAAAUUAACACUUGCAACCAUGAAAGAACAUGGUAUACUUUCUCCACAACAAACUCAAAUAGCAGCAAGAUUAAUUUCGACAAGUCUCUCUGAUAGUUCAAUUUAUUUCUGGAAACAAAUUUUGACUACAAAAACAAAUAAUAACAAUAAUGAUAAUUUAACUGAAAUGAAGCCAUCAGCAGAUAAACUUUUAAGAUUUGAGAGAUUUUUGGGUGUGGAAAAUAGUUGGAGUGUUAUUAAUGAACCAUAUAUAACACGAGGUCGCUUAAAUGCCGUUAGUACGGAAAUUGAAAGUUCUGAAAGUGAUGAAAAUUCUAAUAGUUGGACUAAGGAUGAAAUUUCUCCUGCUUUACUACGUGGUCUUUUUACAGCUCAAUUAUAUAUCGCAGGUAUUAAAGGUAUGCCACGUGAUUUAAAGCGUGCGGAGUGUAUACUUCUUUCUUUAUUACGAAAAUUAAGGUAUACCUGUGAUGUGAAAGUGGAAGAAAAAAAUUAUGAAGUUUACUUUUCAAAAGAUGAUCGUGGCGGUGCAUGUGAAGAACAUAUAGAAGAGUUGCGUUUCUUACGUCGUAAUGGGUUUAAAAUGGGUGUUUGUGCUUCAAAUUUGGUAGAUAGUAAUAACAUGAAACACCUUCAAUUUAAAGUAUUAGCAAAAUCAAAGAAGGCACAUUUUGUACUUCACGAUAUUUUGGUCCUUCUUAGUUAUGUUCAACUUUUAAAUGGUAUGAAAUUAUCACUUGCUGCAGAGUAUGCAUUUCAGGCUGUAGAACUUGGUGCAGGAGUUUUUCAUUCUGCCAUGUCUGUCCUUCCUGCAAAUGCAGAGCAACUUCUUCUUAAAGCAAACCGCAGUGAUUUUACAAAACUCAGUUUUCUACGAAAUAAAGAGUGGCCGGAGGUAUCACUUUGUGGGAAGUUCAUGGAACGCGUGAGGACGAAUGGCGCCUUGUCUGAUCUCACACGGUCUGGUUUUAUUUCGCAGGAGAGUCUUCUGCUGCUCGCCUUGACUGGAAGAGAGGGCCCUUAUCCCAAGAUGGUGGUGGAGCGUCUCUUUGGGAUUUCCCUCUGUUCUUCUUCUUCCACUAUUUCUUCCACUACUGAUGUGUGUGAUGGGCGGGAGGCGGUGUUAUUUCUGCUGCGGGAGGCGGGGCGGCUCUGGCGGGAGGCGGCGGCCGGCGGCGGGAGUCUCGUCCUCGCCCGCCCCGACCCCCACCGCGCCGACCCGCUGCUCCUCCUCGCGUGGCUCCUCCCGCGGCUGCCGGCCAGCGCCCUCCACCGCAGCACCGCCGGACUGCGGCCCGCCGUCAGCGACACGCGCGAGAGUUACGCCGCCGCCCUCCGGCGAACCGCAGAGUCGCUGGCACCACAGGUAGCUCCAAAGCGGCCGAGGAAUAUCGCCAGGAAGACGUGGGAGUUCAUAAGGGUUCGAAAAGCAUCAUUGCGAAGAUUACAACGGCUGAGAGACACACUGCAACGACAAUUUGAAGAGCAUCAUCUUAAUCCACUUUUAUUUACCAGUGAUAUUCAUAGUUAUUUGAAUUAUACACAAUGGACGUGGUCACAACGUUUCUUGGGUAUAAUACAAGAUACUCUUUUGUUCCCAUUUACCAAUACAGAAAUCGAGGUAUUGGAGGAAAAUUUAGCAAAGGAAAUAAUACCGGUAAAACAAAUUGGAGGAGUUCCUACUGAAAUUGCAGAGCAGAUGGCAGCUUCAGUUAUAAAUUCAGAAUACGUUCGUGAAACUUCUAUUGCUCUACAACUUGUUUCUAUGUCUUUAAUGUCUGGUGAACCUGAUGGUUUUACUUUUAUAUUAAUUGAAGAAAUGAAUCGUGGUAACAAACACUUACAUAGCAUUGCUUAUUAUAUCUCAGAACACGUUUGGGGAAAUCGUUUGGUUGAAACAUGGAUAGAACAACAUAAAACAGCUCAGUGGCACAAGUUAAAACCUAAAACAAAAAAGUAUGGUGUACUUUUUGGUCUUGAUUCAUCUAUGCCAUUUUUUUAUGCUUUACCAGAAUCUAUGAUGGAACUUUUUGCAUAUAUUACUCUUAAACGAGUAAGAAAUUGGCAACAAGGAGAAGUAAAAACAUCACAUGAGGUUUCUUCUGUUGAUAAGGGUUUUAUUGAUAAUGUGAAAAUUAAUGAUAAGAUAUUUCGUGCUCUAGGUAUGUGUAGUGGGGUGUUGAUUGAAGUUGCCAUGCGUAAAGGACGUCCUUUUCCACCACAGAGACCCUAUGAAGGUAUGUAUCGACCAGUUGGAAAUCCUUUGUGUCUUCGGCAACUACUUCAGUAUAUCCGUCAGACAGGGAUUUCACCAUUUUCUGGAUUUAGUAACAAAGAUGCAGAAAAAUGGUUGCUAGAUAUGUUAACUGAAUUAUCCAUUAAGCAAGCACGAUACUAUGGUAUUUCCCUUAAUGGAGGUAGUACCCUUACUGAUACUGAUUUGGAUUCUUCUUCUCCUUCUGCUGAAGAGAAUGAACCCGAGCUUCGAAAAUUUUUGGUAGAACCAUGGAAUAGGGUUGGUGACGUUGAGGAUGAUGAUCUUCCACCUCCGAAAUUUGGUGAGGGAGCUUAUUAUAAUAGACGCUUACACACUGUUACAGGUACAUAUUAUGCUGCGUCGCUGCAGAAAUUCUAUGUAAAGAUAAAAAAUAUGGUAACGAAUUUUUUCCCUAUAUUCUGGUUGUAA
Molecule: messenger RNA, 4044 nt
Organism: Trypanosoma theileri
Lineage: Eukaryota; Euglenozoa; Kinetoplastea; Trypanosomatida; Trypanosomatidae
Exons: 1
Coding region: 1-4044 (1347 amino acids)
Source: RefSeq, a predicted model, not a curated record